AUAACUAUAAGCAAGAACGUUCUAGGUAAAGGAAGAAAUUUCUUUAGAACACGUGUCGGAUUCUUAGACCAUCUUCCUUGCAAGUAUAUAAAGCAUCGAGAUUCGAAAAUGGGAGAUUAUUCUAGUUCGUUCCCCUUCUCUCUCGCCUUAACAGUCUCCGUUCGCAAAAUUUCGGCCGAUUUUCAAGUCCCGGUCCUGUCUCCAGCAUGCAGAGGGAAAGAGAAAGGAGAACUGAUAUUUUUGAGGACAUGGGUGAUCCGUUUGCUAACUUCCGCGGCUUCGGAAUGAUGCCUAGCCUAUUUGGACGGCGGGAUCCAUUUGAUGACCCGUUCUUUACUCGACCAUCUGGAAGCUUAUUUGAAUUUCCAAGUUCUACUACUACUGAUCCUGAUGCAUCGCGUGUCGAUGUAGCAAAAGGAAUAGUUAUUGAAGAAUUAGACUCUGAUGAUGAGAACGAAAAUGAUACAACCACCAUUGGCUCGAACAAAGAGCCAUCUGUUGAGCAUCCUGAUGAUAAUCUUCACGAAGAGAAAAGCAAGAAUGUAGAGCAUAGAAAUGAUAUCAACAGGACAGAAGUGAGUAAACCUCAGGCUCGUAAUCUCAGUUUUCAGACUUGUAAAGUCACUUAUGGUGGUGUAGACGGAGCAUACUACACUUCUACAAGGAGUAGAAGGGAAGGGAGUGAUGGGGCGGUUCUCGAGGAGAGCAAGGAAGCAGACAAAAUAACAGGCCAAGCAACUCAUAGGAUCUCAAGAGGAAUUCACGAUAAGGGUCAUUCAUUCACAAGGAAGCUAGCUUCAGAUGGCAAAGUUGAUACAUUGCAAACUCUACAUAAUUUGAAUGAAGGUGAACUUGCUGGUUUUGAAGAAGCAUGGAAGGGUAAUGUCAAGUUGCCUGGCUGGAGUGAUCGAUCUGGUAUGCUUGGCACAACUAGUGAUCAUCCGUUUCCUUCUAGCAAAGAGAUGUCUGUUUGAGGGAAGGCUGUUCUUAACAGCCUUUAAGAUGGAUAAGGUUGGACAAUAAGAACUCAAUUAGACACAUGUUCUUCCAAACUAUCAAUUGUGUGAACUUGCAUUUUGUUAUUAUGUAUGGGUUUGCAUUUAGUUAGCUAUUUAUUCUGGUCAUAUAUAAAUUUUGCUACACCUACCCUCCAUCUCGCAAAGAUGAACAAAACAAAAUUGUUAUUUUUGACGUCCUAUAGGCAAACUUGUUAUUUUGAUUUGAAUAUUUAAUCUGAAAUAUCAAAUUUAUCAUUCAUUAGUUUCAACCAUUUAAGAUCAUAUUGUAUAUCUGAAGUAAUUUGUGUUUUCAAAAUAUACAAGUAAUAAUUUUGGGAAUGUUUAUAUACUUAAAUUGUGGUUAGAAUUGAAAGUUGAUUAAAAUUAACUAAUUUAACUGUUCUUUCUUAAUUCCUGUGCUAACCAAACUUUGCCCAUUUAUAGGAUGAAAGUAGUAUUUGGUCUUUUGUUGUUUUAGUUUUAUUUUUGUUUGUUUUGGUUAAUAUUGGUGGUUUUGUGCUUACUAUACAAUAGACCGAUUACAGUCAUUAGCGCAGACUAAUAUGCUCCUUGGAUUUUUCACUUGUUAUGAUAAUGUUAACAUAGGGUUUAGCAACCGAGAGCAGAAGGGGAAGACAACUUGGGGAGGCUUGGCUCUACCAUCUGCAGAACAGUCCCGAAAUAGUGGAGCAACUUCUGUAGGAAAAACCAAGAAAGUUGUCCGGAUCA
This is a messenger RNA of Mercurialis annua (annual mercury), 1727 nucleotides long. RefSeq lists its product as uncharacterized. Bases 207 to 974 code for a protein of 255 amino acids. The record is from RefSeq and is a predicted model, not a curated record. Lineage: Eukaryota; Viridiplantae; Streptophyta; Magnoliopsida; Malpighiales; Euphorbiaceae. The transcript has 7 exons.